AUGGAGCAGGCCUGGACGAUUCCAAAUAGCCACAACGAGACACUCGCUCCCGAGGGAUUUUUCGCGACUACGACGACAACACGUCAGGCGCUGUUUCGAGACUUUGAGCGGCCCCUUUUCCACAAAUCACGGCGGGAACAGUGGAAGGAUAGUGACUCAUACGAGCAAAUCCUGGACGGUAUACCGCGGCUCCAAUCCCUGUUGGUUCAGAGCGUCGAGAUCCAGCAGGAGGACCAUGGGAAUGCUAUUCUGGUUUUCACCCUUGCCACCGUCGUCUUUCUGCCCAUGUCUUUCGUUGCGGGAUUCCUCACCAUGAAUACACAGAACAUCCGCAGCCUUGGGGAGGGCCAGUGGAACUUCUGGGCAACCGCGUUGCCGGUGACUGUCUUUAUCGUCGCUUUGUCCGUCUAG
Messenger RNA from Cladophialophora bantiana CBS 173.52, 411 nucleotides. RefSeq lists its product as uncharacterized. NCBI's taxonomy places the organism in Eukaryota, Fungi, Ascomycota, Eurotiomycetes, Chaetothyriales, Herpotrichiellaceae. The record is from RefSeq and is a predicted model, not a curated record. Gene Ontology annotation, cellular component: membrane. The transcript has a single exon. Gene Ontology annotation, biological process: transmembrane transport; metal ion transport. The coding region runs from base 1 to 411 and encodes 136 amino acids. Gene Ontology annotation, molecular function: metal ion transmembrane transporter activity.